Messenger RNA from Daucus carota subsp. sativus, 1360 nucleotides. RefSeq names its product protein RDM16. The record is from RefSeq and is a predicted model, not a curated record. Gene Ontology annotation, cellular component: U4/U6 x U5 tri-snRNP complex. Gene Ontology annotation, biological process: mRNA splicing, via spliceosome. The coding region runs from base 5 to 1093 and encodes 362 amino acids. The transcript has 3 exons. NCBI's taxonomy places the organism in Eukaryota, Viridiplantae, Streptophyta, Magnoliopsida, Apiales, Apiaceae.
UGGAAUGAAUUUUCUAUUUGUAGAGGAGGGUAAAUGGUCGAGAGAUGCAGAGAUUACUAAGUUGAAGAGUCAAUUUGGUGAAGCACAAGCGAAAGAGUUGAGGGUCAAGCAAGCACAGUUUGCAAAAGCUAAAGCAGAGCCAGAUAUAAAUCCCAACCUGAUUGAGGUAUCAGAGAGAGUGAUCGUGAAAGAGAAACCAAAAGAACCAAUUCCUGAAGUUGAGUGGUGGGAUGCACCUCUUUUAUUGGCUGGUACUUACGAUGAUAUAUGUGACGGUAAAAUAGCGGAAAAUAAGUUGAGGAUGGAGAAAAUUACCAUUUAUGUGGAACAUCCACGGCCUAUUGAGCCACCUGCUGAACCUGCUCCUCCACCUCCUCAACCCUUAAAACUGACGAAGAAAGAACAGAAGAAACUCCGUACACAGAGACGACUUGCUAGGGAAAAAGAUAAGCAAGAGAUGAUCAGGCAAGGCCUGAUAGAACCUCCUAAACCCAAAGUUAAAAUGAGCAAUCUGAUGAAAGUGCUUGGUUCUGAAGCAACCCAAGAUCCUACUCGACUUGAAAUGGAAAUCAGAAGCGCUGCUGCUGAGCGUGAACAAGCUCAUGUCGACAGAAAUAUGGCACGGAAGCUAACCCCUGAUGAACGCAGUGGAAAGAAGAAAAGGAAACUUUUUGAUGACCCUAAUACACUAGAGACGCUAGUUUCUGUCUAUAAAAUUAAUGAUCUUUCACACCGUCAGACCCGCUUUAAGGUUGAUGUGAAUGCCCAGGAAAAUCGAUUGACAGGAAGUGCUGUGAUAUCUGACGGCAUUACUGUUGUGGUAGUUGAAGGUGGAAGUAAGUCCAUCAAACGGUAUGGGAAGCUUAUGCUUAAACGAAUAGACUGGGCUGCAGCUGUGAGAGAUGAAGACGAAGAUGAGGAUGAAGCUGUUGUAAACAAAUGUGUCUUAGUGUGGCAAGGAAGUGUUGCUAAACCGAGUUUUAACAGGUUUACUGUCCAUGAGUGCAGGAGUGAAGCAGCUGCUCGGAGGGUAUUUUCUGAUGCUGGAGUUCCUCACUAUUGGGAUCUUGCACUCAACUUCACAGAGGAGUGAUUAGUCUGCUGCAGAGUUAUAUUGAUAGACCAAGUUUUUGCAGUUGCUUGAGCGGUAUCCUUUUUAUGAGUUCAUGUAUGAUUUAGAGCUUUAAACAGGAAAAAACUGGCUGAUUUUAUGUAUCCCUGCUCCAUGAAAUACUUGUUUUGAGGUGGGCACUUUUAGCCUAUAAUUUCUAGUUUGGUCUUUGGUCUUUGAUCAUUAUCUUGUAAGCUGUUGCUAUAAUAACAAUAUGGACAGUAAUCCACUCUUCUUUUUAUACCUUCA